AUGACUGAUCCAUUGAAGACUCUCGAUUCAUCCGGCCGGCCCAAGCCUGCCGCAGUCUCGCAGCAGGUCUAUGCCAUCGCCGGGAUUUCCGUGACCGUCUUCGGGCUCGAAGAGCUCCGCGCAGAGACGAAAGAUGUGGCAUGUCUCUGGCUGCUGCAUCCACGACUGGCGACCCAGGAGCGGAUGACCGGCAUCGCAGGAUCGGUCAUCAGUGACUGGAAUAGCAAAUGCCAGCAGAUCGGGUCGCCAAAGGGCUUGAUUGCCGUCUCCUUUGAUCAGAGAAACCAUGGAGCCAGAAUGGUUGAUCCUCUCGCCAAUGAGGCCUGGAGACAGGGGAACCCUCGUCAUGCCCAGGAUAUGUUUUCUAUCUUCCAGGGAACUGCACGCGAUACGUCUCUCUUGAUGGACUAUUUAGCUUCCUACAUUUUCCCGAAAGGAGAGCAUACGAUCUCCGAGAACCUGGUUCUCGGCGUUUCCCUAGGUGGACAUGCGGCCUGGAGCUGCUUGUUGCACGAGCCUCGGAUAAGUGCUGGUGUGGUCAUUAUUGGCUGCCCAGAUUACCUCAACCUUAUGGUAGACCGCGCACGGCUCUCAAAGCUAUCGUCUUGGACAAAGUCGAAUCCGCCCGGCUCGGAGAUCCUCGGUUCAGAGGCUUUCCCAUCCUCUUUCGUGGACACCGUCAAGCAAUACGAUCCCGCGAGUCUGAUACUUGGCUAUAUGGAUACCGGAUCGUCAAGUCUUUCCCGCGAGGGGCUGUUGCCAGAACCCUCGGAAAAGGAAAAGCAGGACCUUCGCCCGCUUUUGACUCGUUUGCUGUCGGGCAAGCGGAUAAUGAAUUUAUCUGGUGGGGUGGAUAAGCUUGUGCCUUAUCACCGAGGCGAGGCAUUCUUGACUUGGUUUAAGAAAGCCAUUGCAUCCAAUGGCUGGUUUGGGGACGGUGGAGUGACGUUUGAGGAUAUUAUUGACCAGUCCGCUGGCCAUGAAGUCACGGCGGGCAUGGUUGACGAGGCUGUUCGUUUCAUCAGUGAGACAUUGGCCGCGGGCGCGGACAGCAAAGGCCGGAGAGGAUCAGUAAGGGAAUCCAAGAUUUGA
Molecule: messenger RNA, 1092 nt
Organism: Penicillium macrosclerotiorum
Lineage: Eukaryota; Fungi; Ascomycota; Eurotiomycetes; Eurotiales; Aspergillaceae
Exons: 2
Coding region: 1-1092 (363 amino acids)
Source: RefSeq, a predicted model, not a curated record